Neurospora tetraspora is the source of this 1965-nucleotide messenger RNA. Its product is annotated as Formyltransferase. The transcript has 3 exons. Bases 334 to 1857 code for a protein of 507 amino acids. Gene Ontology annotation, biological process: biosynthetic process; conversion of methionyl-tRNA to N-formyl-methionyl-tRNA. Lineage: Eukaryota; Fungi; Ascomycota; Sordariomycetes; Sordariales; Sordariaceae. The record is from RefSeq and is a predicted model, not a curated record. Gene Ontology annotation, cellular component: mitochondrion. Gene Ontology annotation, molecular function: methionyl-tRNA formyltransferase activity.
CCCGCCAACCUAAGUGGAACUUUACGAUGGUGAGAACAACGACAACGACGAAAGGACAGGAACAAGACACUUCAACAAUUCCAGCCAUUGAGGAGUAGUCUUGGGUCAAGAACCUUUAGACUUCUUAGACCAGGUCCUCAGGAAUCGAUUUUUCUUCCCGUGUGUGUCGUUCCAGUUAUCCACUGUCUCAGUGGAAUACCCGUUAACCAAUCCAAUCGACCUCAACGCCGUGAGCGAGGUCGUGUAAGUGACUUUGGUCCAGAUCUCAACUGGUUCUGAGCUCGUGAUGAGUUACUUGUGAAGAGUCAUAUCCAAACCACCAGAACUCUCAAGAUGUUACUCCAACGUCUAGCCGUGCCCUCCGGCAUCAGGUCCUCCCUAUCCUCUCUUUCUCGAAAGCCAUCAUCAGCAUUCACCCGAUGCUCCUACAGCACACAACCUGAAUCCAAAGUCUCAGACCCAUUACGCAUCCUCUUCUGCGGCUCAGAUGUCUUCAGUUGCUACUCACUCAAAGCACUUCAUGCCGAACACAAAGCCAACCCGGGCCUGAUCAAGUCCAUUGAUGUCAUGGUCCGACCGGGAAAAGCUGUUGGCAGAGGUUACAAGGAGGUUCGUCAAGUCCCCAUCCAAAACCUCGCCGAAGAACUUUCCCUCCCCAUUCACAUCCGCGACACCUUCACCGGCUGGUCCCUGCCACAGACGCCAGACGGCGAACCGAUCAACCUCAUUGUGGCCGUCUCCUUCGGUCUCUUUGUUCCUCCGCGUUGUCUCAACCAGGCUAAAUACGGGGGGUUGAACGUCCAUCCUUCUUUGCUACCCGACCUCCGUGGCCCAGCCCCCCUCCACCACGCCGUCCUCAACCGGCUCUCCCACACCGGCGUCUCGCUGCAAACCCUCUCCCCCAAAACCUUCGACGCAGGCACCGUCAUUGCGCAAACUCCCCUGCCCGGUAUCCCCAUCCCCCCAGCUUGCACGGUCCAACAACUCCACGACCUGCUCGCCCCCCUGGGUGCUGAGAUGCUUGUCUCUUCUUUGAGGGAGGGACUGCAUGUCCCGCCUUUGAGGCCGGUGGUGGAUAAUGAUAUCCCCACCCCUGGAACUGAGGGUAUGACAGAAAAGAGGAGGUACAGUCAUGCCCCCAAAAUCACCAAAUCCGAUCAACGCGUUUCCUUUCUCCGGCAUUCAGCUGCGGAGGCGGCGCUGAGGGCUCGGGUUUGCGGCGGGUCUGGCGGGUCAUUGUGGACGAACGUCUACCCUCCAGUUUCUCAACCCAAAAAGGGGUCCAAAGAUCAGCAGCUUGAGCUUCCGCUCAGCUACCCUCACCCCCUCGAGGAAUCAUCAGCAAAGAAGGGGGGAUCCCCGAAGCGGAUCAUUCUCGAGGAGAUAUCCGAGCUUCUUCUUUUUCCCUCUGACGGCGAUUCUGGUGGGCUUGAUCAGCAAAACAAAAAAUAUCAAGCCUACCGACGUGUCAUCCAGUCAAUGAACUUUGGAAACUCUAGCUCCAACGAGCAGCUAGGACUUGAUGCUGUUUUCGUCCCUAACCAAUCCUACCGCGAAUCCCCUCCAGACCCGCUCUUCUGGCUCCUAAGGUUCGGUGAGGACGAGUACGUCGAUGUCGAGACGACCGGUGCCAACGGUGAAAAGGUGACGGAAAGAAAACCGAGAGUGAGUUGGGGCUUGUGUACCCGAUUGGGGUUAGAUGACAAGAAGGAGGAAGAUAAGGGGGCUGUGACGUUUGUGAUCCCAGAAGAUGGAGGGAAGUUUGGAUUGUUGAGAGUGGGAAAGAUCAAGGUGGAGGGGAAGGGGGCCAGGCCGGCUAGGCAGGUGAUGAAAGAGCUAGCUGUUAAGGCGGGAUGAGGGGGUUUGGUUGGGGGUGAUUUUGAAUCUAAGAUUACCUGGGACAGGUUCAACAAAAGGCACGAAUCACAAAACAUCCAAAACACAGCAGCAAGCAAGGGAGCAGAU